This is a messenger RNA of Schistocerca cancellata (South American locust), 2092 nucleotides long. RefSeq names its product protein PTCD3 homolog, mitochondrial. The transcript is spliced from 12 exons. Gene Ontology annotation, cellular component: mitochondrion. Gene Ontology annotation, biological process: mitochondrial translation. The coding region runs from base 104 to 2077 and encodes 657 amino acids. Gene Ontology annotation, molecular function: protein binding; rRNA binding; ribosomal small subunit binding. NCBI's taxonomy places the organism in Eukaryota, Metazoa, Arthropoda, Insecta, Orthoptera, Acrididae. The record is from RefSeq and is a predicted model, not a curated record.
AAAGACAAACUGGUAACAGAGUACAAUUCGUAUCUUCUGAUUGUAGCAGCUGGAGAUGUUACUAAACCAGAACUGAUUUACACUGUCAAUAGCAAAUUCCAAUAUGAAUAAUUUUCGAAAGGCACAUACAUUUUUGAGGAAUAUACCCAACAGAAGCGCCCUUGAAACAAAGCUUUCAACAUCCGCAUGUUACAAAAAGGAAGUUGCGGAGUUCACUAUCCCCAAACGUAUACCACGUAGCUCAACAGACAUCUUAAGGGCUUUGGCAAAUACUGUACAGCAAGAUGUGACAGCACCACAUUAUAAAUAUCAUGAUGAUCCAUAUUUUAUACCAAUGUCUAAUGUUGGGAAAAGAACAUUUGCAUUGGCUAAGGAAUCUGGUCGCAAAGCAGCAAAAUGGGUUAGGGCUCAACAUCCAGAAUUCUUUCAGCAUCGAGUGGCUGAUCCACCAAUAAAGGAUUAUUUUCCACUGGAAGUGUAUACAGAGGAGAGUAAUGUGGACACAGAUACCUUAAAGACACUUAUUGAAGACUGUCGUGUCUCGGAUGCGAUAACAGUUUAUCAACUUCUUGAGAAUGCAGGGAAAGAUGUUCCUGCCAGUAUAAAACAAGCUUUUUUGGAGUUAAUCUGCUUUUUUAAUUGUGAAGAAGCUCACGCAGAAGAUCUGAUUGAGGAACACUGGUUUCGACAAGGUCCCCGAGGUUACGCAAGAUUAAGAAAAACUUGGAAAGAUAAUGGUCUUGCUGAAAAAAUCUUCACCUCUUUGAAAUCGCCAGAUGCCUCUGCAUACUGUGCUCUUAUCCAGGGAAUGACCCGAUUUUAUCAGGUAGAGAGGGCUUGGCAAUUGUAUCAAGAAAUGCUUCAGAAAGGCAUGCCACUUACAGUUGAAGCAUACAAUUCUCUCAUCCGCGUAUCUAAUUUUCUCCGAGAAAGUAAUGAAUUGCGAUGGAAGCUGAUUGAAGAGUUGCUGACGGCAAUGUCAAAGCAGGAACUUGUGCCAAAUGUUGGUACAUUAAAUGCCGUUCUGGAGGUUAUUAGUAGUAUGAGUUCCCAGAAACUCAGUAAGACAUAUGCUCUGCAAAUACUAUCAGAGUUCAGAAGGAUAAACAUUGAACCAAGUUUAGCAUCUUAUUAUUAUUUGCUUAUGAUAUUCUGCAAGGAAAGAGGUCCUGUGAGCUCCAUUCUUUUAGACAUAAUGAACUACAUAGAAAAUAAAGAAUAUAAAGUUACACAUCCCAAAGACACAUUUUUCUUUGUUACUGCAAUGGAUGUUUGCAGAAAUCAUCUUCAGGAUAAAGAACUGGCAUACAGGUUGGAUAAAUUUCUGCACAGAGGAAACAAUUAUGAUCUGAUUGGAGACUCAUAUAAAGAGUCAAUCUACUAUCGGCAUUUUUUUGCUCUCCUGUGCGUAAGUGAGCCUCUAGAUGUCCUUAUGGAAUAUUACAAUAAACUAAUUCCACAUAUAUACAUUCCAGAACCAAGUGUUAUGGAGGAGGUAAUUAAAGCCAUUGACUUAAGCGGCCAGGUUGAUCAUCUUCCAAGAGUGUGGUCAGAUAUGGUCACUUUUGAUCACACUGAUAGGGAGAAAUUGAUAUCCAAUCUUUUAGAGUCAAUGGCCAGAAAUUUACCACCAGUGGAUUCACCAACUGCUCUACAGUUUGCUGAUGUAGCUUGGGAAAUUUUUAACAAAUUUCAAGAAAAAGUUGAUGUUAAAUCUGCACUCAGUUGGACUGGGCAAAAUCUUGGAAACAUCAUCAUUCUGUUGCUGAAUGGCCAAGAGAUUGAAAAGGCAUUUGCAGUAUUGGACAAGCUUGACAAGGAACAUCACAAAAUUGUUGGCUUGCCAGAGGUUACAGUUUUAAACCAACUUCUGGAUGCUUGCAUUGCAGUCAACAAUAGUGAAAAAGCAGUUGUCUGCAUCCGCUACUGUGCUGAUGCCGGUUAUUCAGAAGCUGAAAAUAUGGGUGCUAAAUUGAAAGAAAAACUGCAGUUGGAUAGUACAACACUUGAAAGAUUAGCCACUGUCUUAAACAGGGGAAUGGCAAAAAUCCUACCUAAUUUAUCAGAAAAUAAAUGAUAAUUUUGAAAAUAA